Aphidius gifuensis is the source of this 1239-nucleotide messenger RNA. RefSeq lists its product as uncharacterized. Lineage: Eukaryota; Metazoa; Arthropoda; Insecta; Hymenoptera; Braconidae. The transcript has 4 exons. Bases 470 to 1201 code for a protein of 243 amino acids. The record is from RefSeq and is a predicted model, not a curated record.
AAAAAUAUAGUCAUUAAUGUCAAAACGAAAAUAGAAAUAUCUCAUUUCGUUAUUCAUAUAAAAAUAUAAAAUAAUAAAUAAUACAAUCUUAUGUGAUGCAUAUAGUUGGAUAAUAAUUUUCCCCUACUAUCAUUUAAAAAAAAUUACAUCAUAUGUAUACCAAAAAUGAGACGGGAAUAGAGAAUGCGAAAUCUUGAAUUUUUAUAAAACACUGUAUUACUGAGAGUGAAAGUAACUGGUUGAAUAAGGCCAAUUUAUUUAUUUACAUUUUUUUCUUUUUUAAAUGAAUUUACCCUUAUAAUAAUUUUAUGGUGUCUACACAUGUUAUACACGCGUGAAUUAAAUAUUAUUUUAUUUAUUAUUUUAAUAAAUUCAUGUAAUCAACAAUAACAUUUUUUUGAAACAAAAAAAAAAAUAAAUAAAGUGUGAAUUUUUUUUUUCCAUCAAGUGUGUUUAUAAAUUAAUUAAAAUGUUUAUUAUUUUUUAUUUUUGUUUAUUUAUUAGUGGCCUGAGUGCAAUGAAAUUUGAGGAUGCAUUUAAAACUUGUUAUCCUGAUGUUAAUGGUUUCGAUUCAUGUGUAAGAGAGGGAUUAAAUAUGAUACGUCCAUUUUUUAAAAGUGGAUUACCAGAAUAUAAUAUUGCACCAUUUGAUCCAUUUUAUGCACGUGAAGUAACAGCUAAACGUGGUUUUAAUAAUUUUGGUUUUACAUUAACACUGAGAAAUAUAACUGAGAGUGGAUGGACAUCAUCUAAAGUUACAAAAUUCGUCAGUGAUUUAAAUAAUUACAAGAUUGUUUAUACACAAAGUUUCCCAGCAAAAUUUUUAAUUGGAAAUUAUGAAUUUACUGGAAAAAUGUUUGGCUCAAAGAUGAACAAUAAAGGAAAAUUUACUCUUGAUUUAUAUGAUCUUGUACAAACAACAACUGUUACAAAAAAACCAGGUACAAAAUUAACAGUUCGUGUUGAAGUUGAAACAAUACGUGAUUUAAAAUUACACAUUACAAAUCUUCUUCAAGGACGUUCAUUUUUAGAAAAUUUCAUUGACAGAAUAAUAAAUGGUGCAUGGCAGCCUGGUUUUGUUGUAACUCGUGGUAUUAUUAAUGAUCUAGUAUCAAAUGGUUUUACCGAAAUAUUUGGUUCAGCAUUUAAUGAUUUUUCUUUCGAUAAAAUAUUCAAAUCAAAACCUAAAAAACUUGAAUAAUUAUCAUUUAAAUGAUAUAAUAAAAUAAAAUUCAAGUC